Molecule: messenger RNA, 679 nt
Organism: Vitrella brassicaformis
Lineage: Eukaryota; Vitrellaceae
Source: the annotation of a GenBank genome assembly
CCACAUUCUGUGCCACUCAGCAACCCUUAGAGCAGCACCUGGCUUGCCCACAAUAAGUAGAGCCGUCACAUGGCACUAUUCCGCCCGAGAAUCGAUGAAGCUGAAGUUCUCGGGGGCGAAUUUGCGGAAGCAUGGAAGGACUGUGCCAACAGCACGCCACACACACAGACGCACGCACACAACCCCGCACAACGCUCCAGCUGUCACACGUUUUCUUUCCUCUCUAAUCUGCCAGCCUACCUCGGGCGAAGGUGACAUCGACGAAAUCUUCCCCUCGGCCUGUUCCGCGGUGCGCAAGUUCGUCCACUGACUCAAGGCCAAUCUCUAUCUCAUCCAGGAGGUAGUCGAUGGUUGGAGCUGAGUCGCACCACUGCCGCUUGAUUCGCCGAAGAAUGAAAGACUUGAACUCGUCGAUGUCCACAGGAGGAUGGGGGAUGUCCCUCGGUGUCGUCAGCGUGAGAACCACAUCUCGGUGCGGGAAGAAGUUGAUCAGACAAACGACCUUGAAGUUGGCGGCAUUUGUAUUGGCGGACUGGACAGAUGAGCUGCCGGACUGGACAGAUGAGCUGCCAUUUCCCAUCCGCAGGGAUUGGCCCUUGCCCUUGCCCCUCGCUUUGGGGGCGAGACUGGGGGCACAAUUCAAGCUCGCCGUUUUCGGGGAGGGGGAGGAGGAAAGAGG